AUGGCGCAUCGCAGUGAAAAGCUCAAGCUGCUCGAGGAGCUGACCGAGUCAACGCACUCGCCCCCUCCGUCCCUGCCAGUGCCCACUCACCUGCUCGGACCACAUGCAUGCAUCCCGGCGACGUCUACAGUCUCAUUGGACGAAAUCAAUGCACUCCAUCGCAUGUUCAAGUCACUCACGGACACCGAAACGAUGGCCAAGCCAGUUUUUCGCGAGCUGCUGCACGACUACUUUAGCUUUACUGACGAUCAGAUGAUGGACAAGAUUUUCAAGGCCUUUGCCAAGACGGAAAAUGUUCUGUCCUUCGAGACGUUUGUCACCGGCCUGUCCACCUUUUUGCGCGGCACGGUGGAGGAACAAGUCGAGCAGAUGCAAAGGGUUUCCCCUCUCAGCCACACGCCCCCACCGCCUCUUCCGGCUCUAGUUGUGUUCAACAUCUAUACUCGAGGCUCCAUGGAAGCCAUCAACCGCGAUGAUAUGUGCCUUCUUUUGAAGAAGAGUAUCGUCAAGCCGGCGAGUGAGGAGGAGCGCGACGAAGGCAUCCGCGAUCUUGUGGACAUGCUUCUUCGCAAAAUGGAUAAGGAUGGUGAUCAUCUGCUUUCCCUCGAGGAUUAUAAAAAGUCUGUUGCGGAAGACAAGCUUCUUCUCGAAGCCCUGGGCCCAUGCCUGCCCAACGGCAAGGAUGUCAAGGAGUUUUUGGCUGCAGCAGAAGUCUUGCCUCGCAUCUGA
This is a messenger RNA of Monosiga brevicollis MX1, 729 nucleotides long. RefSeq lists its product as uncharacterized. Gene Ontology annotation, molecular function: calcium ion binding. The record is from RefSeq and is a predicted model, not a curated record. Lineage: Eukaryota; Choanoflagellata; Craspedida; Salpingoecidae. The coding region runs from base 1 to 729 and encodes 242 amino acids. The transcript is spliced from 8 exons.